Molecule: messenger RNA, 258 nt
Organism: Dicrocoelium dendriticum
Lineage: Eukaryota; Metazoa; Platyhelminthes; Trematoda; Plagiorchiida; Dicrocoeliidae
Source: the annotation of a GenBank genome assembly
AUGGGUGAUUUCAACCAACAUUGUGUAGAAACUGCUGCCAUGAUCGGAAAGCACUUCAAAGCGGAUCUGCAAGAUCUCGUAACCGGUGUUCAUAUGUACAACCACAUCAGUAUGCCCACUCGGUUGAGGACAGGUAACAGGCUAUCUGGGAUGGAUUUUGUGCUUACCAACGAGGAGCAUAUGAUUGAUAUGUUGGCUGUAGACGGCCAGUUGGGUCGCAGUGAUCACGCAGUCAACAGUGUCAACUUCGUCCGCUAU